AUGGCUGAGCCGCCGCCGCCUGCAGCGCCCGCCGAGCCGCAGCCCGCGCCUGCAGAGCCCGACAGCGACUGCGCGCGCCCAAGCUCGAGCCACGGCGAGCCCGAGGCCACCACCGCUGUGAAAGACUUUGACCCCGCCGCUCCCGACGACCCUGUUCCCCAGGAAGACGCGUCGCAGGGUCCGUCGCGCGAGGGCACGCCGCCGCCGCUGCCGCCGCGCCCGCGCAAUCUCACGGCGAAGGCGUCGACCGACUCGUUCCGCUUCAGCGCCAGCGCCAACGGCUCGCCCCGGCCCACGCUGCAGUCCAAGGCCACCACCGCCCUGUCCAUCCAUGAUGUGCAGUCAUACAGCGAAACGCUGCGUGAUGUCAUAGCCUCGCCUGCCUCGCGCCACUUCAGCUUCUCCAGCGGCGCACGCCCUGGGCCCAGCACCAGCGGCAGCGAGACGGGCGAUGCCACGAGCGUGAAGAGCUAUGUCCCGACCCUCGAGGCCGGCGCGGAUGUAGAGAGCAUACUCGGAGAGGUCAUGUCCGAGCAGGAAAGUUCGGUGUGGAGGUCGCUGGGCGGUGACUUUCCCAAUGUAGACAAUGAGGCGGCGCUGUUUCCGGAGAACCCUUCAUUCAGGCGGGCCUUCGAGCGCGAGUUUGAUGAGCUGGAGGAAUUCAAGGCAGACGGUUCCAACGAAGAAACUUUAACGUAUCAAUGGAGAUCCAAAUUGAAGCACUUCCUGAUUCUGUCCUCGGCCGGAAAGCCCAUAUACAGCCGCCACGGUGACGACCAGCUCAUUGCAAACACAAUCGGCGUCGUGCAGACCAUCAUCUCCUUCUACCAAGAUGCCGAUAACGUGCUCAAGGGAUUCACUGCUGGCGAUGCGCGUUUCGUCGUCCUGUCCAAGGGCCCACUGAAUCUGGUUGCCAUCAGCAAGCUUGGUGAAAGUGAAGGACAGCUGCGCACGCAGCUGGAGUCGUUGUAUAUGCAGAUCCUCUCAACGCUCACCCUGCCAAGUAUGGAACGCAUGUUUCGUGCCAGGGCAUCCACCGACCUGCGCAGGCCGUUGCAAGGCACGGAAACGCUCCUGUCGGCCCUCGCCGACGGCUUCACACGAGGCUCGCCGUCAACCCUCCUGUCUGCACUUGAAUGCUUGCGUCUGAGAAAAUCACACCGCAAAGUAAUUGACAACACGCUGCUGCAAACGCGCGCCCCCAACCUUCUGUACGGACUGCUCGUCGCAGCCGGGCGCCUCGUCAGUGUGGUGCGACCGAAAAAGCACUCUCUUCAUCCCGGUGAUCUCCAGCUCAUCUUCAAUAUGCUUUUCGAGGCAGGUAGCGUGAAGGCUGCGGGUGGAGAGAACUGGAUCCCCCUGUGUCUUCCGGGGUUUAACAACACCGGAUACCUCUACAUGUAUGUCAGCUUUAUAAACGUCAACGAAAGCAACCUGGACCGCACUGCCGAGCGACCCUUGUCUUCGUCUGGACAGGAAGAUGAGGUUGCAAUACUUCUCAUUAGCGCAAACAAAGAGAGCUUCUUCGAGUUGAGGGAGAUGCGGGACCAACUAGUCAGCCAACUCGAGAAGAAUGGCGGCCUCCAGUCCAUCCGGACAGCCGUCAAUCGCGGCCGAUUCUCGUGUACAGAUAUCGUACCGGGCACAGUACUCCGGCAUUUCAUCUACAAGUCCCGUGGCAACGUACAGUUCACUAUGCCAUCGUAUGAACCUUACUUUACCACAGCCCUGGACCGCCGCCUUCUCAUUAGCCUCUAUGCACAACUUCACUCACAUCUGCACACUCGGCCCACCCACCUCAAGAUUCACCAUGGUACAAGCACACAUCACAUCAGCCUCGCGUGGACGACGCCACUCUUCGAACUGUACGCCAUUGCGCCUGGAACAACAUCUCGCGCAGCAUUAGCACAGGCCGCCAAUAAGGUCAUACAGUGGGUAAAGCGAGAAGAAGAACGCGUCUUCAUCAUUGGUGGCGCGGUAUUUUGA
Lasiodiplodia theobromae is the source of this 1986-nucleotide messenger RNA. RefSeq names its product Vacuolar fusion protein MON1. Gene Ontology annotation, cellular component: Mon1-Ccz1 complex; fungal-type vacuole membrane. The transcript has 4 exons. Lineage: Eukaryota; Fungi; Ascomycota; Dothideomycetes; Botryosphaeriales; Botryosphaeriaceae. The record is from RefSeq and is a predicted model, not a curated record. The coding region runs from base 1 to 1986 and encodes 661 amino acids. Gene Ontology annotation, biological process: vesicle-mediated transport; protein targeting to vacuole.